This is a messenger RNA of Colletotrichum abscissum, 1392 nucleotides long. RefSeq names its product GIY-YIG catalytic domain-containing protein. Gene Ontology annotation, cellular component: Slx1-Slx4 complex. The annotation marks the transcript as partial. Gene Ontology annotation, biological process: double-strand break repair via homologous recombination. The record is from RefSeq and is a predicted model, not a curated record. The transcript is spliced from 2 exons. Gene Ontology annotation, molecular function: 5'-flap endonuclease activity; crossover junction DNA endonuclease activity. Lineage: Eukaryota; Fungi; Ascomycota; Sordariomycetes; Glomerellales; Glomerellaceae.
CUGGAACGCAACUCGCCUCGCCUCGCCUCACACACCGCUCUCUCACCUGGCCGCUGCGGCGCCGUCCAGUAUCAUCGCCCCGCGGUGCAUUGCCAGCAGCACCCGGAACCACCACAACUGACGCCAAAGUUCACCAACAAUAGCACAGGCGUUCAAGCAUCGCCCAAGCCUGGCCUGGCCUGGCCCGGCCUGUCACCCAUACCUAUCCUUCUCUCUCCCUCCAGUGUUCGCCCUGUGGUCCGACACCCAUCUAUCUGGACAAACUCAGUCACAGACCCAACCCCGACCGCCCCGACACACGCUCAAACCCGAGUCCACGUAUGCGCCCAUAAGCAAAAGACGAGUCUAGACUGCCCGGCGGCCAGCACAAGCACUGAGUCUCGAGUCUGCACCGCUCUCUCUCGUCCCUCCAUCCCAAAACACGUCGCAGAACAACAUGUCCUGACUUCGUCCACCGUCCCCUGCCGAGUCAUGCCUGUCCAGUCCAAGCCCAUCCCCGCCCUCUACACGGUGUACAUCCUCCGUUCCACCGUACGCCACGCGUCUCUCUACAUCGGCUCGACGCCCAACCCCCCGCGCCGUCUGAAGCAGCACAAUGGCGAGGCCCGCGGCGGCGCUGUUCGCACUUCUCGUCUAAGCCUACGGCCCUGGGAGAUGGUGGGGCUGGUAUCCGGCUUCCCGGGCAUGGUUGCUGCUCUAAAGUUUGAAUGGGCGUUGACGAACCCACAUUUGUCUCUGCAUAUACCCUCCACGUCUCGCAUCACCGUCUCAAACGGAGUAAAGAAGAAUGGACGUCCCCGCCGACCUCGUGCUAGCCUCUCCUCGAUAUUGUCCAAUCUACAGCUCCUGCUAGGAGUACCGAGCUUCCGUCGGUGGCCGCUUACACUACACUUCUUUGCAAAGGAUGUACACAAAGCAUGGGUUUCCUCCUCUACCAAGUCAACCGAGCCUCUGCGAAACACCCUCAACAUAGUCACCGACUUCGGCCCCGACCCCGCCGCAUCUUCAGACGACGUCGCUUGGGGCAUCCAUGCCUUGCCUGUGGACUACACGCACAUGAAGCCAUACAUUGAAAAAGCACAGUCCGUCAUCGCCUUUGAAAGAGAGGGCAGCUGUGUAGUCUGCAAAGAGGCACUACCUCAAGGUCAGGGAUUACACGCCGUGUGUCCAAACGAGUCCUGUGAGGCUGUUGGGCAUCUUUCAUGCUGGAGUCGUCAUAUGCUCCACCAUGAAGAGGAUCGAGAAGUGGUCGUCCCUAUUCAGGGCCGUUGCCCACAAUGUGGGGGCCACAUUCAGUGGGUCGAUAUGAUGAAAGAAUUGUCACUACGGGAAAGGGGUGCGAAAGAAGUCGAGGCUCUUUUGAAAGUGAAGAAGAGGCGAACGAAGACUUGA